AUGGGCUCUCUUCCUGGUGCUAUCCCCCCCUUCAAGGUCUUCGUCAUCGGAGGUCUCUCCUACGCCGGUGUCUCUACCACCUUGAAUCUGCUCGACCUGAGCAGCGGCAAGUCGCCUCGUCUCGCUCACAUUCCCUACGAGCACCACCCAGAUCUCAAGAACGUCCCCGUCGAGAUCACCCUCGUCGACGAGCGUGAUGGCUUCUUCCACCUAAUUGGCUCCCCCCUCGCCUUCGCCGACUCCAAAUACGCAGCAAAGUCCUGGGUCAAGUUUGAGGACAUCGCCUCCCUCCAGCGCCCCAACGUCCGCUUCGUCCAGGGCUCCGUCUCCAAAGUCGACCCGGCCACAAAGACGGCCACCGUCCUCGACCACGCCACCAAGCAACCCCAGGACUUCUCCUACGACUUCCUCGUCGCCGCCUCCGGUCUCCGCCGCGUCUUCCCCGUCGUGCCCCAGUCCCUGACACGCAAGCAGUACCUCCUCGAGGCAGAGGAACAAAUCAACGCCGUCCGCAACGCUCCGGAUGGCGUCGUCGUCGUUGGCGGCGGCGCCGUGGGCAUCGAGAUGGCCGCCGAGCUCAAGCUCGUCGAGCCGGACUCCAAGGUCACCUUGGUGCACUCCCGCGACAAGCUCCUCUCCUCCGAGGGUCUGUCAGACGAGUGCAAGGACAAGGCCCUCGAGCUCACGCGCGAGGCGGGCGUCAACGUCCUCCUGAACCACCGCGUAAAGGAGACGCGCAAGCUCGACCCCUUGCCCAACGGCCGCGCCCGCCACGAGAUUGAAUUCACAAACGGCGACAAGCUCAUCGCCUCCGAGGUCGUCAUGGCCAUCUCCCGCAGCGUGCCCUCGACAGACUACUUCCCCGCCGCCGCAAAGGACGAGGAAGGUUACGUCAAGAUCCACGCCAACAUGGUCCUCAAGGGCGACGGCAACGUCCCCAACGCCGAGGACCACAUCGUCGUGGGCGAUAUCUGCCUGUGGCCGGGUAUCAAGCGGUGCGGCACGGCGAUGCACAUGGGUCACUACGCCGCCAUCAACGCGCACCAGCUCAUGCUGGCCAAGCUCACUUCGGGACAGCACAAGCCCACCUUUUCGGAGCUCGGCCCCGUUGAGCCCAUGAUCGGGUUGGCGAUUGGGAAGAAGGCCGUCGCGAGCGGGCCCGUUGUGGGGACUACGUGGGGUGAGGAUGUCAUGCACGCGUACUUUAGAGACGACCUCGGCUUUACCAUCUGCUGGAACCACCUCGGUCUCGGAAAGGCCCCCGACUCUUGA
Molecule: messenger RNA, 1272 nt
Organism: Colletotrichum fioriniae
Lineage: Eukaryota; Fungi; Ascomycota; Sordariomycetes; Glomerellales; Glomerellaceae
Cellular component (GO): cytoplasm
Molecular function (GO): flavin adenine dinucleotide binding; electron-transferring-flavoprotein dehydrogenase activity
Source: RefSeq, a predicted model, not a curated record